Dermochelys coriacea (leatherback sea turtle) is the source of this 702-nucleotide messenger RNA. Its product is annotated as anther-specific proline-rich protein APG-like. Bases 133 to 702 code for a protein of 189 amino acids. The transcript is spliced from 3 exons. The record is from RefSeq and is a predicted model, not a curated record. NCBI's taxonomy places the organism in Eukaryota, Metazoa, Chordata, Testudines, Dermochelyidae.
CGCUGCUGAGGCUUUUCUUUUCUUGACCACACACCAGGGGAGAGCGCGAACGCAGUCCCCCACUACCACAAAUUAUGCAGUCGAGUUUCCCGCAUUUGGGGAAAUCGCAGGGGUCAGCACACCCGCAGUGCAAUGGAUGAGCCUCGCCCUGGGAAAACCACCUUCGUGAUCAUGGUAUCUCCCCUGCCAGGUAAGUAUGAGUUGCUCGGCCCCAGCCGCCGCCCGCCCUCGCUCGCCCCGCACUCCCAAGCCACGGUGGGGCCCGCCGCGACACGCCCGACGGCCCCGCCCACGCCGGCCCCCACCGCCGCCAUCUGCCCCGACGUGUCCCCGGGGCCCCAGCCUUCUCCACGCCGAGCCCCGGCUGCCGACUUCGGGCCCCGCUCAGCAACCAGCUCCCGCUCCCACAAGGCUCCGCUCGCACACGCAUCUGCAUACGGCCUCCCGCGGCUCCGCCCCUCCGAUCGGGCCCCGCCCCCUGCCUGCCCGGGCCCCGCGCUCUCCCCGGGCCAGUCCCGGCUCUUCAGCGCUCAGAGCCCCGCGGCUGGCCCCACCCCCACCAGAUGCCCUGGCCGAAGGGCCGCCCGGUCCCCGUGGCGGGUGGGCGGCUGCGUCACCUGCUGCCGGGGGAAGAGAGACGCUUAUAAAAUGGUGAUUAUACAACGUAUUUCUCUAGAGUCUUUUCAGGUGCCCAAGAACUAA